AUGGCUCUCAACACGCCGCAAAAAAUUCAAGACGCUUUGCACCGAUCAUCAGACUUUGUCGUAAACGAGGAGGAAAUGAAAAACUUGGACGAGCAGUACGAAGCAACGAAAGCAGCAAUCCGAAGCUCAAUUUUGCCGCGCCCCGCGAAGAAGGGCAACCCAUCGAACAACACAACAACGCAGAGCUCGGAUGAACCUAGAAGCAGAGGUGCCCAUAACUACCGGGUAGGCACCGGACGCGGAAGAGGAGAGCCGCGAAACAACACUUGGGUGAGAAAGUCCGCCAACUACGACGAGAAGGCUUUCUGCGAGUAUCACCAGACCUACGGGCACUCAACGGCUCAAUCCCAAACUUUAGGAGCAAAGCUUGCAGCUAAGAUGGCAGCGGGAGAGCUCCAAAAUGCGGUCAACCUCAAAAACCUCGUCCCUAACGAACAACAAGAAAGAGCUGAGCCGAGCAGCGCAGCAGAACCCGCGAAUCCUCCCCGACGAGGCGAUAACUCCAAGCGCGAUAGGAGAGCCUAUCAACGCCGAGCCGAAGCAAAGGAGAAUUGGACAGAACUAACCGACAUUCCAAACACAGUGAUCUCCUUCGCCGAGGAGGAAACAGCAGGAAUCGAUCGACCUCACAACGAUCCGUUGGUGAUUGAGUUAACGAUCAGGGAUCAUGACGUAGCAAGGGUGCUCAUCGAUACUGGAAGCUCAGUGAACGUCAUCUUCAGGGAAAUAUUCAAAAGAAUGGGAAUCAAUCUCUCCGAGGUAGAAGCAAUCCCCAAACCUCUAACUGGAUUUUAA
Molecule: messenger RNA, 795 nt
Organism: Eutrema salsugineum
Lineage: Eukaryota; Viridiplantae; Streptophyta; Magnoliopsida; Brassicales; Brassicaceae
Exons: 2
Coding region: 1-795 (264 amino acids)
Source: RefSeq, a predicted model, not a curated record